Molecule: messenger RNA, 501 nt
Organism: Acaulospora colombiana
Lineage: Eukaryota; Fungi; Glomeromycota; Glomeromycetes; Diversisporales; Acaulosporaceae
Source: the annotation of a GenBank genome assembly
AUGACCGAGAGCCAGCGCUCCCCGCAAGGUCCCAAACUAGAAGCUCGGCGAAUGCGAAUAAAGAUGACGAAUAUGCUCCCAGGAGGAGCAAGAGCACGACGGGUGCGCCUCAAAGUCGUAAGCCUCGUAUCGCUCUCCAAACACGGUCAAACCUUCUGCACAAGCCCUCACCCCGAUGUCGAAACAGGGACAAGAAGUGUUCGAAGACAAGUUUCAGAAUGGGAACGAUGCAAAGGUAAGCCCAGACCCUUCCCGAGUUCGGUCGCUCAAAAGUCUCGAAAGGCAGCCAAGACGAGGGCCCACCCAAAACCGUACCCAAGAUCGACAAGGAAAUAUACCAGCCAUAUACAGCUUCCAAUGCGUUUAUAUAGGGUCGAUAACGACCCACUCCACCCUAUCGCUGUUCUUAUGGGGCGAAGGGCGACAAAUGAAAUCAUGGCCAGGUCGACGCUGUUCAUUUUGGCAUUAGGCGCAAGCGUGGCAAAUAUCUCGACCUCAUAG